AUGUCGUCUCUCACCGUGAUCACCGAAUUAGAAAUCACCGAGCCUGAGUCGACAGAUGUGACAGUUCCUCAGCCUACCCCUUGCAUUCAGGAUGUCUCAGUGUCUGUCAGAAACUACGCGCCCGUCUACGACCGGUUCACUAAGCUCCAGAAGAACCUUAUGACGGGCUUUGUUGCAUACGCCGGGCUCAUCGCUUCAAUAUCCACAACAACCGUCCUCGCUGCUGUGCCGGAAAUAUCUAGUGAAUUCAAGACGACACCAACGAUCAUAAAUAUCAGCAACGCCGUAUAUCUUUCGUGUGUAGGGUUGUCCUGCUUCUUCUGGGGACCGUGGGCGGAUAACUUUGGGCGCAAGUCGGCAUACAUUGGCAGUAGCACAAUGUUUGUGGCAUUUUCCAUCGGCACGGCGCUUUCCCCAAACUUGGUCUCCUUCUUCAUCUUCCGUGCACUGACUGCUUGUCAAGUCACCGCUCUAUUGAUUGUCGGCCCAACGUUAAUUUCAGACAUCUACCAUCCGGUUGAACGCGGCACAUCCCUCAGCUGGUUCGCCCUUGGAACCAUGUUCGGGCCUGCCUUCGGGCCGCUUCUGGGUGGUGUUGUUGUCACCUACUCCCCCUGGCGUACCAUUUUUUGGGUGCAAACCGCUCUCGCGGCACUCGCUCUGCUGCAAGCCAUCUAUACCCUUCACGAGACACUCCAAUAUCCCCGCUACAUCGAACUACGGGGACAGAAAUUCCGACCUGCUCUAUCAAUCCUGUGGAAGUGGUCCAAUCCGCGAACUGUCUUCGAAAUCUUUACGGAGAAGAACCUUCUUUGUGUGGCAAGUACUCCACAUACGGAUUCUCGUUCGCAGUAUGAUUGGAUUAGAGAGCUUACAAAAGCAUGGAAUAUGUUUUCCUUAUUAACUCCCAUCCGAUUCGUCCUGAACCCAACGUUAAACCUGACGAGCCCUCUGCAAUCUGGGCUGCUCUUUCUGGCUCCAGGAGCUGGGUAUAUUCUUGGCACCCAAGUUGGAGGGCGGUGGGCUGACCGCACUGCGAAGUCAUGGACACGAAGACGAGGGUACAGAUUGCAAGAGGACCGACUCCGCAGCUGCAUCCUGACUUUGGGUAUCCUAAUGCCAGGCACAACCUUGCUAUACGGCUGGUCUCUUGACAGAAAUCUUGGCGGUAUUCCCCUCCCUGCGAUCAGUAUGGCUCUUCUAGGAUUCGCUCAAACUUUUGCCUCUCCGGCCUUGAAUGUGUAUAUCCUGGAUGUGUCUCAGAAUGAUAGCGGGAAAGCUAGUGCCAGCCAUUAUUUUGCCCGAUAUGUUCUCAUGGCUGCUGCCACAGCCACAUGCCUCCCUUCUAUCCAAGCUAUUGGCGUUGGAUGGACAGCUACCAUCUCCGCCGGCCUGGUGCUGAUCGGAGCAGGUCUUGUUCUCCUCGUCCUCAGGCUUGGGCAACGUUGGCGAGACGGCUCAUAA
This is a messenger RNA of Clonostachys byssicola, 1464 nucleotides long. Lineage: Eukaryota; Fungi; Ascomycota; Sordariomycetes; Hypocreales; Bionectriaceae. The record is from the annotation of a GenBank genome assembly.